AUAGCGAUGCAUACCUCCACUUCGGUCGAUAUCUAUUACAUACACAAAGAAGUUUAGGAAAUAGCUGGUGUUCAUUUUGCAUUGUUCGGACAACAGCUAGGUUGGGUAAAAUGAAUCCAUUUACCAUGUAUUUACUCUUGAUAUGGAUUUUUUGUGUCUCAGGGGCAAAGCAACAGAGACGGCAGGGACAGCAAGUAUAUGAAGAGAGCUUUUUCUACCGAUCCCAUGAUGCAUUACAACAUAUCUCAUACAAACUUGACAUAUUUCGAUGUUCCAAAGCUGCGUGGGAUAAAGCGACACGAGUGAGUCCAAGAAACCCUGGUAGGUUCGCAGCCAUUACCUGGAUAAGCAUGUAUUCCAGGUUAUGUCAUAUUGAUAAACGACUUUUAAUCGAAGACCUCCAGAACAGUAACUUCCCGUUCCGUUUAAAUAAAGAACUAAGAUGUACGCUUCACAAAAAUAGAAACCGAGAAGUGAGAGACAUUUUUCUGAAAGCUGGAAAUAUGAUAGAUGAGGCGUUGGAUAUAUUAAAACCAACUCUUUACACAGAGAAUCUUUACAGAGGACUGACAGAUUUUCCGUACAGGGAUCUGUUUAUUGAAGAUGGUUUCUUCAGCACAACAAAAGAUAUCCAUGUCGCUCUAGGGUUUGCCAAAGGGAACAUACUGCAAAUAAUUACGCAUAUGUAUGGAGUUUAUAUUGCGAACUAUGCUGAAGAAAGAUUUCGAUAUCAAAAGGAAGUUCUAGCUAAACGACAGGCCAUGUUCCAGAUAGGACGGAAGGUAACGGAUGAAGGACAGAUUAAACAGAUCAUUGAAGGCCUUAAGCUUCGUAAAAAACGUUUGUAUCCAAAAGAAAUAAUUUAUAUGGAGCAAGUAUUCCUUAGUGAUGAUGUUCGAAACGAGCUAUCUCGCAAUCAGCAAAGUCAGUCGCAUCCCUACUGCGAACCGUCAUACUAACUUGUUUAUUUUAAGGUCUUUCAGACCGUAGUAACUCACACGCCUGUUUUUGCUACCAUGAUGAUCACUUAGCUUGUUUGUAACUUAUACCGAGAUUAUUGUUUAUUAAUAUUCAUCAGUCCAUUAAAUGCGUUUAUAUAUGUGUG
Molecule: messenger RNA, 1105 nt
Organism: Mercenaria mercenaria
Lineage: Eukaryota; Metazoa; Mollusca; Bivalvia; Venerida; Veneridae
Exons: 2
Coding region: 111-959 (282 amino acids)
Source: RefSeq, a predicted model, not a curated record